This is a messenger RNA of Letharia lupina, 705 nucleotides long. RefSeq lists its product as uncharacterized. The coding region runs from base 1 to 705 and encodes 234 amino acids. The transcript has a single exon. The record is from RefSeq and is a predicted model, not a curated record. NCBI's taxonomy places the organism in Eukaryota, Fungi, Ascomycota, Lecanoromycetes, Lecanorales, Parmeliaceae.
AUGCCCGAAGAAACCAGAUACUUCACCUUGAGCGGCAACGUCCCCAACGGCGGUGUCCCUCCAGGCAGAACGUUGGCUUCGCUAGCGAACCCUCCAUCCGGACCCGACCCCGCCCACCACCCCUUCCGCAACGGCCACGGUCCCCCACCUCCCUACUCCGGACCGCCAGACAACGCCCACUCCCCCCAACGAGCCCGCCCCCCACGAACGCUGAGCCCCCAUCCAGGCACCGGCGGCGGCGGGCCCGCCCCGUACCAUCCAACCCUGCACCCGGGUCCUCCCCCCCCGGCCCCGCGCGCCCCCGCCCCGCCCGCCCCACCGUACGAGCCACCGGGCCAGUACCUGGACGGCCACCCGCUCCACGGCGGCGACGGCUGGUCCUACCUCGCCCCCGGCGAGCACACGACCAUCCACUUCGUCGGCGACGGCACCCGCCCCUGCGACCACCCCCGCCCGCGCCCCUUCGCCUUCACGAGGCACAAGGUCCCCUCCCGCACCAGCGUCCGGGACCUCAUCCGCGCCCUCGGCGCGCCGCCGGGGGACGGGGUCGGCGUCACCGAGAUGCUGGAGCUGGGCGACGGGAGGUUCGCGGCCGGGUUGACGGUCACGCAGGGGGGGGCGGAUGCGGGGAGGUCGUUGGGGGAGGUCGGGUGGACGCAGGGGAGGAGUGAGGGGAAGCCGAUUUGGAUCGUGGUUAUGGUGUAG